AAUACCGAAAUGGCGGAAGUGCUCGGCAGCCGUCUCUGUGGAAACGCCGCGCAAACCGUGGUAGCCUUGCAAAAAAGCGCGUGUACGUCGUGUCUGAUGCGCAGAGCGAGGAUGCCGAGGAAGGUGAAGAGAGGAGGCGGAGCCUCAGAGGAGGAGGAGGAGCUUCAGCAGCAACGUGGGCGAGUGAAGGACCCGCAGGAAACGGGCAGAAAGAGGGAGGAGCUUCUGACGCUCUUCCUGAAGGACAAAGUCGAGCGCGAGGAGAGGAACUCGACCGUCAACCUGGCGAAGCUGGAGCGCGGCUGGCGAGUGGUCCUGCGUCGGACAAAAUCAGCUGAGCUGCGGCGUGAUGUCAUCAUCCUGCGUCGCACGUUUGAGCGGCAGCUGGACGGCCUGGAUGAUGUCAUCAAGAGCUUGACAUGUGACCUGCAGCAGGCGGAGCAGCAGUCGGCUCAGUUGCGCCGCCGCCACCUGCAGCACGGGGAGCGCAUGCGAACCCUGCAGGACGAGCGGUUAGCGUUCGUGCGGCGUCGCUGGGAGGGGAGUCUGCGGCGCAUUAGUGCCAGAUUCAUGGUGGAAAGGAGCGACGCGGCGGAAGAGGCGCAGUGGCGGCAGGUGCAUCUGGAGGACACAGCGUUCUCGUUGGACUCGCAGCACCAGGACGUGAUGCGCGCCGUGCGUCAGGUGUACGGCGAGAGCAUGGCGGCUUGGCGGAGCGCCCAGCAGGACCGGGUGGCGGAGCUGCGUGGCGCAGACGCUGAGAAGCUGGCAGAGAAGCGUCGUCAAAUGCAGGAAGAGGCGGAAGCGUGUGGCUCCGCCCUCGGCCUGAUGUCCAGGAACCAGCGUCUGGUCCACAUGACCGACGUGGACGUGAAGCGAGUGCGGCGGCUGCAGAGCGCUGUCAUCAGCCUGCGGACCAAGCUCGGCUCCUUCGAGACAUCGACGGCGUGCGAGGCAGGCGGCAUGGCGGAAGCGAAGGCGGAAUUGAAUGAAAAAACCGGCAAGCUUCGGGAUCACCUGGCCGGAGCACGCCAGGCUGCAAGGAAGCAGCUUGCAGACCUCGCGCUCCAAAGCGACACCGCCGCCAAUAAACUGCUGAUGGUGAUCGGCAAGGGCGAGAAGGUUCUACACGCCGCCAUGGUGUGUCACAAGCUGGAAGACACUUUAUCGACAUCACCAGGGGGCAGUGACAGCCAGUGGCCAGCGCAGCCAACAGCAACAGUUACGUCUCACAUCCUGUCGCAACAUGGCGAGGGCGUCAUUAACCCGUCUACGUCCCCGCAGACGUUCCCUGAGGUGCGUCAACUGACUCGCCGCCUUAACAGUGCUCUGCUUCUGCGAGACGCUCUGGCCAAUCACCAAGAGGCACUGCGGCGAGACAACCAACAGCUAAGGCUCCUCCUGCGCCGCCGCCUCGACAACAUGAGGGUCGGCGACAACGGCGGCGGCGCCCUUCACGGAAGCCACGCCCCGCUGUUCGUCAAAUCCGCACUGACAACGCAGAGCCCCCUCUUUGGCGCUGGACGUCCCACGGUCGUCGAGGCGGCCCUCGCCGCCAAACACCUGCUGUGACAGGAAGAGACGCUGCAGAUGCGCCGCUUCCUGCCAAUCCAAAGUAGAAACUUGAGUUGGAAGACUAGAAAAAAUACUUUUAUUGUUGUAAUCAUGCAGGACACCGACAGGAAGUAGUAGUAACACGUUACGUCGUAAACGUCAGCUGCUUCAGUUAAAAACUCAAGGUGAAAGGAAACUUCCUUAUAAGGACAUUAAAAAAGCAGCGUGGCUCCUCCCCCAGGGGGCGGAGCUUGUCAGGCCACAGCCUUCGUUGUAAAAACAAUAAAUAAAAAGAUUCACUGGCAAGUGA
Entelurus aequoreus (snake pipefish) is the source of this 1864-nucleotide messenger RNA. RefSeq names its product dynein regulatory complex subunit 2-like. Gene Ontology annotation, cellular component: axonemal dynein complex; axoneme. Bases 10 to 1572 code for a protein of 520 amino acids. Gene Ontology annotation, biological process: axonemal dynein complex assembly; cilium-dependent cell motility; regulation of cilium movement. The record is from RefSeq and is a predicted model, not a curated record. The transcript is spliced from 8 exons. NCBI's taxonomy places the organism in Eukaryota, Metazoa, Chordata, Actinopteri, Syngnathiformes, Syngnathidae.